CUGUCAGAGAACUAAAAUUCCAAAAUAUAACCUCAAAUUUUAGAAUAAAAUGCAAAUUUUGAUUUAGCUUGAUGUAAAUAAACUGCAACAGUUUGUAAUUUAAAAAUAUAAUAGUCGUUUUAUUCUUCGAAACCACAAUGUCUGCUGCUAAAAGGGUUCAGCAAUGGGCCACAUUUGCUCGCACUUGGCACAUUUUCGACUGCAAAUGGCAGGACCCUUACGAGUCGGCGAACUUGAUCAAGAAGUAUUUGAUGGGCCUGCACAAACCUAUCUACCAUCCAAUGAACGACUGCGGCGAUGUCGUCGUCUGUGUGAACAGUCGUGAUAUUGCGCUGAGAGGAGACGACUGGAGGCAGAGGGCCUACUUCCACCACACUGGCUACCCUGGGGGCGCUACAUGGACUCUGGCCUGGGAGCUGCAUAGCAAGGAUCCUACUAUGAUCAUCAAGAAAGCUGUGUACAGAUCAAUGAAGGGUAACCUCCAACGACGACACACAAUGGAGCGGCUCCUCAUAUACCCUGGCAUGAAUGUUCCGGAAGACGUCAUGCAGAAUGUCACCAACCAGAUCCGUCAAAUACGCUAUGUACCAGUCAGACUUGACCACAUACCUGAAGAGGAAGUUAAGAGUUUCCCUAAAGUCAUGGAUUACCCUGAAAAUUAUGUGCUUAAAUAAUUUAGGAUCUACAUUACAGUGCUCCAAAA
This is a messenger RNA of Plutella xylostella (diamondback moth), 703 nucleotides long. RefSeq names its product mitochondrial ribosomal protein L13 (gene mRpL13). Gene Ontology annotation, biological process: translation; negative regulation of translation. Gene Ontology annotation, cellular component: mitochondrial large ribosomal subunit; ribosome. Lineage: Eukaryota; Metazoa; Arthropoda; Insecta; Lepidoptera; Plutellidae. Gene Ontology annotation, molecular function: mRNA binding; structural constituent of ribosome. The record is from RefSeq and is a predicted model, not a curated record.